This is a messenger RNA of Meriones unguiculatus (Mongolian gerbil), 2556 nucleotides long. RefSeq names its product complement C1q and tumor necrosis factor-related protein 9. The transcript is spliced from 3 exons. NCBI's taxonomy places the organism in Eukaryota, Metazoa, Chordata, Mammalia, Rodentia, Muridae. Gene Ontology annotation, molecular function: protein binding. The record is from RefSeq and is a predicted model, not a curated record. The coding region runs from base 1358 to 2356 and encodes 332 amino acids.
AUGUUUGGUUCAUGGCUGCUAAUGCCACAUCAUUUUUGGUAUGUAUGUACGGUGCUGGUACGGAGCUCAGGUCCUCAUAACUUGAUGAUAAAGUGGACCAGGGCCCAAGAUCCAACAGUGUGAGGCAGUGUUUCUACAACAGACUCACAUCCUCCUCUUUAACACUUUCUUAUUUUUAUUGUGAUAAAAUAGAUAGAGAAAUUCAUACUUAGUGGCUGAGCCAUUUUAACUGUAAGACUGAGUAGCAAUCAAUACAUUCCCAUCAUCUGCAACCAUCAUCGGCUGCAGAAGUUUCAUCUUUCAUUUAAAAGCAGCAAUGCCUCCCCACCUUCAGCUCCUUGCUCCUGCCAUAUUGCUUUCUCCAUGGGCUGGAUCACUUUGCAUACAUCAGAUAAGCAGUCCCAGCAGAUUUUUUUCUUCAGUCCCAGAUUGUCACCACCUAAUGUCCCCAAGGUUCACCCAUGUUGUAACAUGGACCAGUAUUCUCUGCCUUUCUGGGGCCAAAUGAUAUUCCACUGUAUUUAUGUACUAGAAAUCCUAUAAGCAUUCAUCCACUGAUGGCCAUGUGGGCUGCCCCCGUCAUGGCCUGUGUGGACAUUGCUGCCAGGAACACGGAGCUUGUUCAGGCCCCUCCUUUCAGUUUUUGUUGCUGUUUGUUUGUUUGUUUGCUUGCUUGUUUUGUUGUUGUUUUUGUUCUAUUCCAGGAAUAGAAUUGCUGACUCGGUUGGUAAUUCUGUGUGGGCCUUAUUAUUUUUAGUGCGCCUUUUCAGGUAGAUUGUGUUCACAUUUGGUCUUUGCAUUAGCUCCAUGGGAUAAGAAAACUUUUUACUCUGGCUCAAAAAAAAAAAGUGGCUUGUUCAAAUUGAAGCAAUGAAUGGAAGAGUCCUCUGACCUCAGAACUUGGCUACUACAUUUACUGACCAUUCAAAGCAGACCCAAUCAUGUAUUACCACCUAAGGACAAUGCCCCCCCCCCCUUCUUUUCUUGACUCUCUUUUUUCUUUUUCUUUCACAACAAUAGUGUUGUAUAACUGUGUACUGUACUGACCUGGAACUUGUGAUUUCUUUUUUAGCUGGGAUUACAGGCAUGUGCCACUGUGCCAGGCUUUAUGACAAGGUCCUUCUACGCCAGCUCUGUCGGCUACCUGGUUUCUGCCCUGACCAUCCGACACAGUGAGAUCCAGUGCAGGCCUUGUCAGUGCAGAGAGAAGAGGCCAUGCCACUCCCCAGAGACCAUGGGCUGUCCCAUUGUUGAGAUGAGAGGUCACACCCAUGCCCAGCAACUAUUCCUACACCCGGCAAAUUGAAAUCUUUCAAUUUCUGUCUCCCUCUUUCAGUCUAGACGCUAUUGUCUGACCAUGAGGAUUUGGUGGCUUCUGCUGGUUAUGGGUGCAUGCGCAAGGAGUGUAAACUCCCAGGACACCUGCCGGCAAGGGCACUCUGGUAUCCCUGGGAAUCCGGGUCACAAUGGCCUGCCUGGAAGAGAUGGACGAGAUGGCGCCAAGGGUGACAAAGGAGACACAGGAGAACCAGGAUAUCCCGGUGGCCCAGGGAAGGAUGGAAUUCCUGGAGAGAAAGGAGAACCAGGAGCAGAUGGAAGAGUUGAAGCAAAAGGCAUCAAAGGUGACCCAGGCUCCAGAGGAUCCCCAGGAAAACAUGGCCCAAAGGGAUCCAUUGGCCCUAUAGGAGAGCAAGGACUGCCAGGGGAGAUUGGCCCUCAGGGGCAGAAGGGAGAUAAAGGCGAUGUGGGCCCCACUGGUCCAGAAGGACUAAAGGGCAGUACUGGACUUUUGGGUCCCAAGGGCUUACCUGGCCCAGUGGGUCCCAUUGGCAAACCAGGUCCCAAGGGAGAAGCUGGACCUGUGGGUCCCCAGGGGGAGCCAGGAGUCCGAGGAAUAAGAGGCUGGAAAGGUGAUCGAGGAGAGAAAGGGAAAGUUGGUGAGGCUCCCAUUGUGCCUAAGAGUGCUUUCACCGUGGGGCUCACAGUGAUCAGUAAGUUCCCUCCCCCUGAUGCACCCAUUAAAUUUGAUAAGAUCCUAUACAAUGAACUGAACCAUUACAACGUGGCGACAGGGAAAUUCACUUGCCACGUGGCUGGCAUCUAUUACUUCACCUACCACAUCACAGUUUUCUCCAGAAAUGUGCAGGUAUCUUUGGUCAAAAAUGGGGCAAAAGUCCUGCAUACUAAGGAUGGUUACAUGAGCUCUGAGGACCAGGCCUCUGGUGGCAUUGUGCUGGAGCUGAAGCUCGGGGAUGAAGUGUGGAUGCAAGUGACAGGAGGAGAGAGGUUUAAUGGCUUGUUUGCAGACGAGGAUGAUGACACCACGUUCACCGGCUUCCUUCUGUUCAGCUCUUGACACAGAGGACUCGGUGCACACCUCAUAGAGGGCUCUGCUGGUGAUGGGGUGGAGCCCACAGAUCUAGCCUGGAGAGUGGGAUGCAACUGUAUCCAUUCCUCUAAUUACUGUGUCAGUCCUAAAAUGUGGAAGUGGGAAGUUAAGCCUACAAAUCCAGGCAUUUGGACAUGUUAACAAUAAACUAAGAGCCACCAGCCACA